AUGUGUACGGGAGCGUGUUCCAAAGUGGUGGCGGUGCCACUCUACGUCCUGGCGUUGCUGUCCAUCAUCUGCAACAUCGUGCUCUUCUUCCCGGACCUGGAUACCAGCUACGCCGCUGAGGAUCGGGAAGGAAAACCUCGCAUCACCGAGGAGGUGAAAUACAUGGGAGGGGUGAUCGGAGGAGGGAUAAUGGUCCUGGUUCCCGCCAUCCACAUCCACUUGACCAGUGCCGGCAAAUGCUGCGCCAACCGUUGCGGGAUGUUCCUGUCCAUCGGCUUCGCCGCCAUGGGCGUGGUGGGCGCCAUCUACAGCCUUAGCGCGGCCGCCCUGGGUCUAGCUAACGGACCGCUUUGCUUUUGGAGUAAUUCGGAAAAUCCCACUCCGCAAUGGGGUGUCCCCUUCGCAAACAGUAGCGGGAGCUACCUCUCAGAUAAGAACAUGUGGAAAUGGUGUCAACGCCCUGAAGACGUAGUGGAAUUCAACCUGGGCCUCUUCUCCACCUUACUGGUUGCGGCGAGCAUUGAACUGGUCCUCUGUCUAAUUCAAAUGAUCAACGGACUUUUCGGCUGCAUCUGCGGCACCUGUUCUGGAAAAGAGGGAGCGGAAGUCAUCGUCGUCUUUUGUCUCGCUCGCUCGCCGCCAGCUCAUCUCUUUUACGCGCACGAUCGAGCGGCUUGA
Nerophis lumbriciformis (worm pipefish) is the source of this 678-nucleotide messenger RNA. The record is from RefSeq and is a predicted model, not a curated record. Lineage: Eukaryota; Metazoa; Chordata; Actinopteri; Syngnathiformes; Syngnathidae.